Molecule: messenger RNA, 432 nt
Organism: Olea europaea var. sylvestris
Lineage: Eukaryota; Viridiplantae; Streptophyta; Magnoliopsida; Lamiales; Oleaceae
Product: ABC transporter F family member 1-like
Exons: 3
Coding region: 145-432 (95 amino acids)
Source: RefSeq, a predicted model, not a curated record
AUGAACCAUCGAUUCCGUAUACAUAUUUCCAAACCCUCAAACUCUGGCUCCAUUCGAACACUACCAAUUUUUUGUACGAGAAAAAGUAAAUAACUGUUCUUGCGUAUUUCCGAAACCCUAGAUCCCCCUCCUAGUCAAUUCACGAUGGUGUCGGACGCGAGCAAGAAGAAGGCUGCGCAGAAGAAGGCGGCGGCGGCGGCCAAGAGAGGUGGCAAGGCAGCGGUGGCGUCCUCAUCCUCGUCAAAGACGGCUGAGAAUGGAAGUAAAGUUGAUAGUUUGGCGAACGAGGUCGAAGCGCUUCUGAUAUCCGAUCGGACAUGUACCGGAGUCUUAUGCUCGCAUCCUCUUUCCAGAGAUAUUCGGAUUGAAUCUCUGUCGCUCACUUUCCAUGGCCAUGAUCUUAUUGUUGAUUCUGAACUAGAACUCAAUUAA